Messenger RNA from Gadus morhua (Atlantic cod), 1492 nucleotides. It is a transcript of the gene urp2, whose product is annotated as urotensin II-related peptide. Bases 600 to 1274 code for a protein of 224 amino acids. The record is from RefSeq and is a predicted model, not a curated record. Gene Ontology annotation, molecular function: hormone activity. Gene Ontology annotation, biological process: blood vessel diameter maintenance; regulation of blood pressure. The transcript has 5 exons. Gene Ontology annotation, cellular component: extracellular region. NCBI's taxonomy places the organism in Eukaryota, Metazoa, Chordata, Actinopteri, Gadiformes, Gadidae.
CAAACUGCCCAAAUGUCGCCGCAAUGACUGAGAGCCUUAGGAGGUGGGGCCAGUGCCUGCGUCGGAAGCUCCGGUUGGCUAAGAGCGAGCUGUCCGUCGCCGCCGCCGACGGCCGUGGGUUUAUAAAGGGGUCGAAUUUUCGGUUUGGGUCAGAAACACGCGGCAGGAACCGCGGGAAAAUAUCGAGUCUGCUCGACAAGCCUUCUGCAAAGAGGUGCAUCUAUACCGCACGAAACGCUGCACAACUGAAACGAAUAAACGAAGAAGAACGAAAAAAAGGAGGAACAAAGACAACAGUUUUUUGACGUGGAAAAGGAAAAAAACAACAGAAAAACGAACGACACAUUUUUGUCUGCGAAAGGUUUUCAGGAUAUUUUGCAUCGCUCUUCCGGUUGACAAACUUUUGAGACAUUACGAAAGUUACGAAUUUUCCUCAAGUAACGCCUCAGCGAACGCCAUUAGAGAAACUCGGCUAAUUCUUCUACCGGAAAAAACUUCAGAAAGAGCUGAAUUCACAACCGGCUCGCGUCCAAACACGUCCGACGAAUCUUCAGCGAAUAAACCAAACCGUGAUCAGAAGAGUUCCAUCAGUCUCCCACAUGGCGACCUUCAGCUUCAUGGCGGUGAUGAUGGCCGUCUCUCUAGCGGCCGUUCUUCUCAAUGACGGAUCGGAAGCAGCACCAGCAGAGAGAGGUUUCCUCAGUUUCUUUCAUGCACCGGAGAGAUCACAGAAUUCACCGAACUUCGCAGCCGAACAAGAGACAAUGGACUGGUCUCCAAACUAUCUGAGUGGACGUCUGAGAACCUGGCUGCUAGCCGCCAUGCCAACAGCCAGUGCUAAGGCUAUGGCUAAUGCUAUCGCUAUGGCUAAUGCUAAGGUUAUGGCUACGGCUACGGCUAGGGGCGGGCUGGUCAGAGCGCCGAGGAGCAGCAGGGAGAUGAGUAGUCCAGAUAAAUCGAUCCAGAUACUUAGGAUGAUCUCCAGGCUGGACGAGCUGUACAGGACUAUUAAUGGAACACUGAGCAGACGGAUCGCCUUCAUGCCACGAGCCAAUGGCAGAACUUCGGCAAAGAAGAAUAAAGUGGUACCAGCCCCUGAGGCAGUGUUAAAGCUCACCACAGCGCCCCCUAUGGAGACGGUGGGUACUGCACCCAGAGCUAGCACGGACAACGUCAUCCCCAGCAUGACGGGUCGAAGCUCAAAGAAAUCCAACCCGCCCCCCAAAAAGUCAAACAAAAGAGUCUGCUUCUGGAAGUACUGCUCCCAGAACUGACCUGACCUGACCUCCACACACACACACACACACACACACACACACACAUAAGUUACAACAUCAACUCACGACACCACACCCCCUCAACUCCGAUGUGGAUGUCCCUGAACUUGUGUUGCUAUGGAGACCAUUGCCUUGACCCCCCCCCCCCAUCCUCCCCCCUUGACAACGAUGUGCACACAGGAUGAGUGCAUGAAUACCACAUUCACCCCCCAUUC